Molecule: messenger RNA, 4287 nt
Organism: Vombatus ursinus (common wombat)
Lineage: Eukaryota; Metazoa; Chordata; Mammalia; Diprotodontia; Vombatidae
Product: zinc finger protein 665-like
Exons: 4
Coding region: 1086-4103 (1005 amino acids)
Biological process (GO): regulation of DNA-templated transcription
Source: RefSeq, a predicted model, not a curated record
GUGACACUGUGUGUGUUGGAGGCUAUGUGUACGUGACAUUGUGCGCGCGUGUGAGAGAGAAAAACUGUGUUGGAGAGUACGUGUGUGAUGUGUGUGUGAGAGAGAUUCUGUGUGUGUGUGUGACUGUGUGUGUGAGAGAGACACUGUGUGAGACUUUGUGUGUGUGUGAUUGUGUGUGUGUGCCUGUGCCUGUGUCUGUGCCCGUGGCUGCGGGUGGGGGCUCGAGGAGCCCGUGUGGGCCUGUGGCUGGGUGUGGGUGCCACUUCAGCAUCCCCACAACUUAAUGCUUGGGGCUUCACUGUGGCCAAAAGCCAUCCUUGGUAAAUCGUCCACCUUAUGGUCAUUUACUGGUCUCCCCCUCCUUUAGGGUCUGGGGGAGAGGAGAGGAGGUAGCGCUUAGAAGAGCCCACGGGGGCAUCAUCUUUGAGCUCUCAAGCCCAGCUGUACUAGAAAGUGGAAACCCUCCCCAGGAAAAGGAGGAGAGGGGGUCCCUGAGAUCCCUCCCCACCAGGGACCCCUCCCCACCAGGGACCCCUCAGGAAGGCAUGAAGAAGCAGAUCCUGGAGGGGCUGAUGCCUCUGCAUCCAUCCCUGACCCUCCUCAGACCGGAUGGGCAGAGGAGACCCUGAACUCAGAGCAGUGAGAAGAAAGCCAGGAGGAGGUAACCAUGGAGGACGGAGGUGAGAGUUGUGGCAGAGCGUGGAGGAUUGGAGUCCUGCCCAGGUCAGAGGUGGUUUGUCAGGGAAGGAUCCAGGAGAGAGAGCACGAAAAAAGAAGUCAGCUAACGUAACUCAUUUCCCUUCUGGCCCUCUCUGCAGCUCAGGGCCUACCAUGAUCUGGCUCCCCAUGCUGGCCUCUGAACUGGCCCGGCACUCAUAGGCAAGAAACAAGUGUUGAUUUGUUAAGCAUCUACUAUGUUGUGUUCAGGGAAUGAAAGUUGGCAAUAGGAUGGGGGUCCCUGUGGAAGGGGGGCUGUAUUUCUGGUGCGUUGUAAGCAGUGAUUGGCAGCUGGAGAAGAGGCGUGGAGAACACUGAUGGAGAGGUGACCUAGAGGAUGAGACUGAGGAUGCAGAAAGACUUUGCAGAUGGAAAUAAAACCGUGUUUUACAGUCAGUCUGACCUUUCUUUCUCCUUCACCAGCUCAGUCUCAUCAAACAUUGGCUCUUCCCCAAGACAGGAGUAUGACAAGUGAGGAGGGAAUGACUUUUGGGUUCCUGACGGCAAGGAUUCAGGAAUUGGUGACGUUCAAAGAUGUAGCUGUGGACUUCACUUGGGAGGAGUGGAGCCGUCUGGAUCCUUCCCAGAGGGACUUACACAGGAAGGUGAUGUUGGAGAACUGUGAGAACCUUGUCUCUGUGGGAAUUCCUGUCUCCACGAUGGACAUGAUCUCCCUAUUGGAGAAGCGGGAUGCACCGUGGAUGCCAGAGGGAGAAGCCUUCAGUGGCAGCUGUUCAGAUUCCCUUAGUGAGAAGACCAAGUUUGAACCCAGAGAUUCAAAUCCAAGGCAGACCUUUUGCAUGGGAAUAUCAUCCAAGAUAAAACUGCACAAGGGUACAGUAGCCUUGCAUCCCAAGAUGAGAGAAGCCGGUGAACGUGAGGUUAAUGUAGAGGAGCUGAAGCACAACCAGGAGAGACAAUGGAGGCAAGGAAUAGGCACUCCCAGAACGAUUUGUAAUCAAAUGAAUGCACCUCAACACAAUGCUAGAAAUAGCAUUCUAAUGUCAGACUUGGUUGCAGCAUCAAAAGGGGUAAUGGGAGAAAAUCUCUAUAACUGUAAGUCUCUUGGAAAGAGCUUCAGGGGUGAUUUUCCUUACUUAAUUACAUAUGAUGCAUUGUCCCUCCAAAAGGAACUUUUUAAGUAUACCAAUUGCACGAAGCCCUUUAGAUACCGUUCAGACUUAAUUAAAUUUCAUAAAAUUCAUGUUGGAGAAAAGCGACACGAGUGGAAUGAAUGUGGAAAAUCCUCUGGCAGAAGGUCAGAUAUUAUUAAACAACAAAGAAUUCAUAGUGGAGAGAAAAGCAACAGUUAUUAUAAAGAUGAGAAAGGUUUCAGCCAUAAGGGAAGCUUGAAUAAACAUAAUGUAAUUUAUACAAGAGAGAAUUCUUUUGCGUAUAAUGAAUUUGGGAAAGCCUUCAGUGGGAAGGAAACCCUUACUUCACCUCUGAAAAUUCACACUGGGGAGAAAAUCUCUGAAUCUAAUGCAUGUGAGAAAAUUUUCAGCCAGAGGGGAAGCUGUAUUAGCCAGCAGAGAACUCAUACUAGAGGGAAUUCUUUUGUGUAUGAUGAGUGUGGCAUGAGCAGAAAGGAACAGCUUAUUGUGCAUCAAAGAAUUCAUAAUGAAGAGAAACCCUUUGCAUGUGAUAAAUGUGGAACAGGCUUCCAAAGCAGAGUAAGCCUUAUUGCCCAUCAGAAAACUCAUUCUGAAGAGACACCCAUUGCGUGUAAUGGAUACAGGAAAGGCUUCAGAAAGAGUGGGCAUCUUACCACACAGCAGGGAAUUCAUAUUGAAGAGAAACCCUUUGCAUGUCGUGAGUGUGGGAAAGCCUUCAGACAGAGUGCAUAUCUUGUUAUCCAUCAGAGAACUCAUACUGGAGAGAAACCCUUUACAUGUAAUGAAUGUGGGAAAACCUUUACCCAAAAGGCAAGCCUUAUUACUCAUCGGAGGACUCAUACAGGAGAGAGACCCUUUAUAUGUAAUGAAUGUGGGAAAACUUUUACACAAAGGGCAAACCUUCUUACCCAUCACAGGACUCAUACUGGAGAGAGACCAUUUGCGUGCAAUGAAUGUGAGAAGACCUUUACCCAGAAGUCGAGCCUUAUUACUCAUUACAGGAUUCAUACUAGAGAGAAACUCUUUGCUUGUAAUGAAUGUGGGAUUGCCUUUGCCCAAAAGGCAAACCUUGUUGUUCACAGAGGAAUUCAUUCCAGAGAGAAACCGUUUGCUCCUAAUAAAUGUGGGCAAGGCCCUCAAAAGAAAAGACUUAUCCAUCGGGGAACUCAUACUGGAGAGAAACCUUUUGAAUGUAAUGAAUGUGGAAUAGGCUUCCGAUACAAAGUAAACCUUAAUAUCCAUCAGAGAACUCAUACUGGAGAGAAACCCUUUACAUGUCAUGAAUGUGGGAAAGGCUUCAGACAGAGUGCACAUCUUAUGACCCAUCAGAGAACUCAUACUGGAGAGAAACCUUUUGCAUGUAAUGAAUGUGGGAAGACCUUUACCCAAAGGUCAAACCUUAAUAGCCAUCAGAGAACUCAUACCCAAGAGAAACUCUUUGCAUGUAAUGAAUGUGGAAAAACGUUUACUCAGAAGGGAAGCCUUGUUUCUCAUCAGAGGACUCAUACUAGAGAGAAGCAGUUUAUAUGUAAUGAAUGUGGAACAGGUUUCCUACACAGAGUAAGCUUUAUUGUCCAUAAAAGAAUUCAUACUGGAGAGAAACCAUAUAUAUGUAAUGAAUGUGGGAAAGGCUUCAGACAGAGUGGACACCUCAUGAUCCAUCAGAGGACUCACACUGGAGAGAGACCCUUUAUGUGUAAUGAAUGUGGUAAAAGCUUUACCCAAAGAUCAAACCUUACUAGUCAUCAGAGAACUCAUACUGGAGAGAAACUCUUUGCAUGUAAUGAAUGUGGGAAAGCAUUUACCCAAAAGGGAAGCCUUAUUACUCAUCAGAGAACUCACACUGGAGAGAAACAGUUUGUAUGUAAUGAUUGUGGAACAAGUUUCCUUCAUAGAGUGACCCUUAUUAUCCAUAAGAGAACUCACACAGGAGAGAAGCCAUAUGCCUGUAAUGAAUGUGGAAAAGGCUUCAGACAGAGUGGACACCUCAUUACCCAUCAAAGAACUCAUACUGGAGAAAAACCCUUUGUAUGUAAUGAAUGUGGGAAAACCUUUACACAAAGGGCAAACCUUACCAGCCAUCAGAGGAAUCAUACUGGAAACAAACUCUUUACAUGUAAUCAAUGUGGGAAAGGUUUUACCCAAAAGGCAAACCUUAGCACACAUCAGAAAACUCAUGCUAGAGAGAGAACCUUUGUGCAUAACGAAUGUGAGAGAACUUUUACUCGUAGGACAAACCUUAUUAGCUAUCGUAGAACUUCUGCAGAAUGAAAGUCCUUUAUGUGUAAUUAGUACAGAAAAGACUUCAGCUAGAGGAGAUAUUAUGUAACAGAGAAUUAAUCCUGGGGAGAAACUUUAUGUAACAAAUGUGGGAAUGCUUUCAGUGGAAGGGGAUGCCUCCUUGUAUAUUAGAGUACUUAUACUGGAGUAAAGCAUUUAAGUGUAAUAAAUAGAG